AUGACCGAGUUCUGUUUCAAGAACCAGUUGACGGAUGGUCAGAUUUGCACCGUCUGCAAGGCGAAGGGAAUUACACUGAAUUCCGUGGCUGACAAGAUGGUGACGUUCGACAAUAUGAAGGUGAUGGUGGAUGAAGUGUUCGAUGGAGGGAAGAACAGGACAGUGGUGCAGCUCCCACAAUUCACGAUGAGGAGAGAUCGGGACCACAAAGUCUACGGGCAAAAUAUAAAAAAGGCUUUUUAA
Molecule: messenger RNA, 243 nt
Organism: Caenorhabditis remanei
Lineage: Eukaryota; Metazoa; Nematoda; Chromadorea; Rhabditida; Rhabditidae
Exons: 2
Coding region: 1-243 (80 amino acids)
Source: RefSeq, a predicted model, not a curated record